AGCCUCAAAACCAGUUUAUCGAUAAUGUUUCUAAUGCUAAUUCUUUAGCCUAAAAGCCUUUAUUAAACAUUGUGUUUUUUGAAAAGUGUGCUCAAAUUGAAGUUUUAAAGUAAAGUGUCAGGAUUGUUCAGUGCACACACAGUUAAACAUUGCUUAAGGCCACUGAAUCUUGACAGCUGGCGGUUUCGGCGCAUGCGCAGAUCAUUCGCAGAGAGGAAGCGACUGAGCGGUAGCAACGGACGAGCUGCGGCUGAUAUCCCCUGACACAAUUAUGUCUGUCUCUCCACCGCCGGUUUCUCUCAGGUAUCCGUUUACCGGAGCCUGAAUGGCGUUGGUAACUGUGCAGCGGUCGCCUACUCCAAGCGCAACAUCCAGCCCUUGCGUUUCGGAGUCUGGCAGUGGGGAAGAUGACCGCAGAUCUCAGCCGAGAAGCAUCAGCGAGAGCUUCCUGACAGUAAAAGGCGCGGCUCUUUUCCUUCCGCGUGGAAAUGGCUCCUUCUCUUCCUGCUCCCCCAGAAUCUCAGCACAGCGCAGCAAACAUGCAGGUGACAUUCAACAGCACCUGCAGACCAUGUUCACUUUACUGCAGCCGGAGGAUAACAUCCGCCUGGCUGUACGGCUGGAGAGCGUUUUGCCCCAGUAUACCCGCUACAUGGUGGUGGUCUCCACCAACGGCAGACAGGACACAGAGGAGAGCGUGGUGCUGGGCAUGGACUUCAGUUCUUCUGACAGUUCCUGUUCCAUAGGAAUGGUGCUUCCACUUUGGAGUGACACACGGAUCCAUCUGGAUGGAGAUGGGGGUUUCAGCGUGUCCACAGAUAACAAGAUACACGUAUUCAAGCCAGUCUCUGUACAAGCCAUGUGGUCUGCCCUUCAGUCUCUUCAUAAGGCCUGUGAAGUGGCCCGCGGUCAGAACUACUUUCCAGGCAGUCUCUUCAUGACGUGGGUGAGUUAUUACCAGAGCCGCGUGUCCUCUGAUCAAGUCUGCAUCAAUGAGUGGAACGCCAUGCAGGACGUGCAGUCCCAUCGCGCAGACUCCCCCGUGCUCUUCUCUGAUGUGCCAACCGAGCGGGAGAGAACAGAGAGACUCAUCAAGACUCGCUUGAGAGUGAUCAUGAUGCAGAAGGAUCUGGAGAACGUGACGUCAAAAGAGAUCCGCACAGAGCUGGAGAUGCAGAUGGCGUGUAACCUGCGGGAGUUUAAAGAGUACAUUGAUAAUGAGAUGAUUGUCAUCUUGGGUCAGAUGGACAAGCCUACAGAAAUAUUUGAGCAUGUUUACCUGGGUUCUGAAUGGAAUGCAUCUAAUCUGGAAGAACUGCAGAGCAGCGGGGUGCAAUACAUCCUUAAUGUGACACGAGAGAUCGAUAACUUCUUUCCUGGCCUGUUCGAGUACCACAACAUCCGCGUCUACGAUGAAGAAGCCACAGAUCUGCUGGCUUACUGGAACGACACAUACAAGUUUAUUUCUAGAGCCAAGAAAGCAGGAGCUAAGUGUCUGGUGCAUUGUAAGAUGGGCGUCAGCCGCUCAGCCUCCACCGUGAUCGCUUACGCCAUGAAGGAGUAUGGCUGGGAUCUUGAGCAGGCCUUUGAGUAUGUUAAAGAACGCCGGGCCGUAACCAAGCCCAACCCGUCAUUCAUGAGGCAACUGGAGGAGUACCAGGGCAUCCUGAUGGCCAGCAAACAGAGACACAAUAAGUUGUGGCGUUCCCACUCAGACAGUGAUCUAUCUGAACACCACGAGCCGCUCUGUAAGGCCCCUGCCGCACAGUCUCUCGGACGUUCCAAUUCCCGCAACCUGACGGGCUGUCAGGGGUCGCCCUCGAUACAAGAGCUCCUACAGCCACUCUCACCCUCCUUGGCCAGGGCGGCUGGAUCGAAAUGCCGGUCAGAGUCUGAGAGCGCAGCCUGCCAGAAAAAACACCUUAACAACGGCCUUGGGAACCAGGAUGAGAACCUCAACGGACCCACCGAGGACCCGUCCGCCCCUAGACCCAGGGCCGCCACUGUGGUCCCAGGUGCCCAAUCCGAUAUUACCUCUGUGACCAUCGCCGAGACGGUCUCUUUGGGUCGACCCCACCCGCCCGCCGCUAUACACCACCCCCCAUCUUCUCCCAGGCUUUUCUCAGAUGCGAAGAACAAGCUGAAUGAUCAGCCCGAUGUGUCCAAUCUUGUGCCUUCGGAGAAGCCUGGUCCUAAAGUGCUGAGCAUUAGGAGCAGGACCCCUGAGCCAUGCACGCAGGUCCCGGAUUCCUCAGGGCUGCAAGAUCUCAGUCAGCAAGUGCCUAACACGGAGACAAACUGUGCAGGGCUAAGUCAUGCCAGUGAUGAAGACCACCACCCCAGUGCCACCUUACACAGAGCUGAGCUCUCAACCGCCCGUCCCUCAACUCUAAGCACAGACCACAUCGACUUCUUCAGUGCCAGAGAGAAAUUCCAGGGCCUUUUGCAGGAGGGGCAAACCCGAGGGACUUCAGAGCAAGGAGCGCAGCAGACACCUCGGGACAAAAGUCCAAGCGUGGAGACAAAACGGCUAAUUCCUGAUAACCCGGUUAAAGAAGAAGAGCAGAAACAGGAGAGCUGCAGUGUCUCAGCGCAUAACAUAGUUUCAGAAAUGGAGUCCGUACAGCACAGUGUAACCCCUCCCCCCUCUCCUACCAGCCGACCUGUUUCCUGUAGCAACAGCGAGGAAGAGGAAGUGGACGCUGAGAAGGCGGAGCAUGGGAAAGAACCGCAAAGCGAUUGGCCGAAGGGCACUGUGUGGCAAGCUACCAGAGAGCUCGAGCACAAAAUCAAGCAGGAGGUCUCGACGACUCCACCGUCGUCCCCGGGCUCGCCCAUCAACACCAGCAGCGGAGAAAGAACAGAGGACACCUCAACCCAAAUGCAACUCACACCUGAUCCAAGCACUGUGUCAAAUCAACAUUACCAGCCUCAGCACAUUGUAGACGAGAUGGACGGAGACGAACGUUCAGGUGACGAGGAGAGAACUGGAAGAGGAAAUGAAAGAAGACUCAGGGAGGGAGAGCCUGGUCACCUCAGCCUUUUAGGGGCAGAAAUGAGCCUCAUGCACUCGAGACAAAGUCACUCCUGUUCAUCCAACUCAUCUCCUGCCUUGGUUCUUAAGCUAGAUGGAAUCACGAAGCAAGAAAGCUACACUGACUCGGAGUGUCACUCAGGACGUUGUCCAAAGGACAUGAGAGAAACAUGGGAGACCCUGAAAGAACUCGGGGCUUUCCUUUGGCUGGUGAGUGGUUGCUCGGGAAAAGGACCGUGGUCCAGAAGGGAGCAAAGAAGGGGCGGGGCUUUGAGAGACAGGACCCAAGAGGUGGAGGCUCGGAUCCGGCAGGCUGGCCUGACCAAACCCUCAAAAAUGAAGCGGUCAGCCUCCUUGGCCAAGCUUGGGUUGCUAGAGCUCUCGCCCGUUGACCUGACCGAACUUGACUUGAGUCCCACCUUACUCCCUGCGUCCACCAAUAAGUUCCACCUGCUAAGUGACGAUACCUCAAAAAAGAAGCGUUGCACUCCUUCUCUCCCUUCCGCUUCCACGUCUCCUCUUUCAUCCACUGGAUCUCAUAUGCUUGGACACACGGAUGAUUGUGAGACCAAGGAGGCUGAACAUUGUGACUGUGAUGUCGUGCCCAUGCCACUGCCACUCUCCCCACCAUCCAAUCAGUGUUGGAGGCGGGAUAGUUCGCAGGAAGCAGGUUAUGCUCCCUCGACCGCCCCCACCGUGAUUCCUGUGGCCACGCGCCAACAAUACGGGAGGACGCACCCCCUGCUGAGGCUGAAAAAACAUUCCGUUAACCCUUACCACACUAUGUGACUUUUAUUCUGUAUGCCUGUAUGUGCGAGGGAAUGUAUGUGUGUGUUCGUUCCUGCCAGUGUGUGAUUGAGAAUAACUUUUCACGCAUACCUCAGUGGGCCUUAUCCAAUCUGAAAUCAAAAAAUGCGGAGCACAAAGUGAUUGAAUGUUUCGGUGGGGCGGAUGGCCCAUAGAAUAGGAAUCCUUAAAUGCCGACCCAUCAAAAAGAAUCGCUGCUCUUGAGGAACAAUGAAGUGCUAUGACUGAUCUACUUUUUGCACAAUGUCUAUCAAGUUGUUGUUUGAAUUCUUUGGUAAUUGCCACUUCAUCCUUUACCUGUCAGUCUAUGAAAACGUACCACAAAAUCUCUGCUGAAUUGGUAUUGAUUCUGGAGCGUGUGUGUGUGUAUGUGUGUAUGUGUGUGUACACCUGCAUAUUGGGAACUGAAAUAAAGCCGUAGAUGAAUAUGUCUAAACACGUUCAAAAAUGAAUGUGAUGUAAUCGUGAGUGUAAAAUUAUUACAGAUGUCAGAUUUAUUAUGUGUGCAUGUUGGUUUAAUGAGAAUGGGAUCUGUACUGUGGUACUUGUAGAAUGUAGUGUUUACGGCCCUCAGUGUGUGUAUGUAUAUUUUGUGGAUGUGUAUGAUAUGUAUACAUCGAUGUGGGCGUGUGCACAUUUUCUGUUUGUUUUCAACUUCUGUGCAGUUUCUUCCUUCAGGAGUUUCUGUUUUGUUGAAGAUGACAAAAACAGACGUGGGGGAUUUUAAUAUGCACUUUUUAUUAUUGUGUUAUUUGUUUUUUUAAACUGUGGUUUGUAUUCUGGAAGCAUGCUCACAGAGUAUGUGUUUAGAGUUGCUUUUAAGGGUGUUUGUACAGUUCAAAAAACGAAAGAAGACAGAAAUAAUUCUGUUCGUCGUGAGACUGGAAAAUAUUUUCUUUUUAUUGUGCAUAAACUGUGACAAUUAAAGAAAAUUUCAAAGCA
This is a messenger RNA of Triplophysa rosa, 4783 nucleotides long. RefSeq names its product slingshot protein phosphatase 2b (gene ssh2b). Gene Ontology annotation, biological process: protein dephosphorylation; negative regulation of actin filament polymerization; actin cytoskeleton organization. Bases 326 to 3823 code for a protein of 1165 amino acids. NCBI's taxonomy places the organism in Eukaryota, Metazoa, Chordata, Actinopteri, Cypriniformes, Nemacheilidae. Gene Ontology annotation, cellular component: cytoplasm. Gene Ontology annotation, molecular function: actin binding; protein tyrosine/serine/threonine phosphatase activity. The transcript has 15 exons. The record is from RefSeq and is a predicted model, not a curated record.